This is a messenger RNA of Miscanthus lutarioriparius, 1110 nucleotides long. Lineage: Eukaryota; Viridiplantae; Streptophyta; Magnoliopsida; Poales; Poaceae. The record is from the annotation of a GenBank genome assembly.
AUGGCAGCCGGACUAGUAGUGGAGGAAACUCUGCACAUGGUUCCUGGAGACGGAGAGACAAGCUACGCUCGCAACUCCACUAUUCAGAGUGGGCUGCAAAGCAAGCUAAAGCCAAUGAUAGAAGAAGCCGUGGCAAGCCUGCUCAAGGACGAUGGUGCCACUGCCAACGCAUACUGCGGUGGCAUGGCGAUCGCCGACCUGGGCUGUUCGUCCGGUCCAAACACGCUUGUGCUCGUGUCCACAGCCGUCGACGCCGUCCGCCGCCGCUGCUCGGAGCUCCAGCAGCAGCCACCGGAGCUCUGCAUACACCUCAGCGACCUCCCAAGCAACGACUUCAACUUGGUCAUCAAGAACCUGGCCACGUACAUAAAAACCCAGGAAACCUUCAGUCCUCCUGUCUUGACCAGCAUCGUUCCCGGCUCAUUUCACGGGCGGCUCUUCAACAAGCGUAGCCUCCAUCUAGUCUGCUCCACCGCUAGCUUGCACUGGCUCUCAAAGGCACCUGAAGACCUGGUGAGGAACGGAAUCCCGUUUUAUGACAGGGACGAGGCGGUGAGGCGUGCUCGACGUUCCACAGUCACCAAGGCCUAUGCUCGGCAGUUUAACGAUGAUUUCACACGGAUCUUGCAUCUGCGAGCUCAAGAGAUGGUUCCCGGAGGCCGGAUGGUUUUCUCCCUUCUUGGACAGCGUUCUGAUGAUGAUAAGCCGGAGAGUGCCAUUCUGUUUUUGGAAUUCACAAAUGCCAUCCUACACGAAAUGGCGUCAAAGGGUUUCAUCGAUAAUGAGAAACUUGACUCUUUCUACGUACCAUUGUACGGGCCGUCAGAGAAGGAGCUGAGGGCGAUAAUAGAAGCUGAGGGUUCAGUUUCAAUCGAUAAGAUGGCUGUCCAUGAAUCUCCUGAUCAGAAUGACAUUGUCGCGCCAAAGACAGGGGCGCAUGCGCUGAGAGCUGUAAUGGAGCCAAUCAUAGCGCAGCAUUUCGGGCCAUCUGUAGAUGCUAUGGACGAGUUCUUAAGGGUUGCGGAGAAGCUCGUCGAGAUGCCGCCUCUAGAUGCGUAUCCAAGUAAAUCCAGCGCUUUCGUUGCUGCGUCCCUAACGAGGAGGACAUGA